CUUCAGAUGUUAUUGCGAGUAAAUGAGGAAUAAACGAGUAUAAUAGUACCAAUGAUAAAAGUACCAAUGAUAUCGACAAUAUUCUUUUGUUUCUUUUAUUAAAUAUUUUUUUAUUACAGUAACAAUGUGGCACAUGAUAUUUGCCAGUUUGAUUGUCAUGCUCCAUUUCGUCCCACCCUGAUUUCCCAUCAGCUGCACCAUUUCAGAAUCAUGUGAGUCUCAGGCGGGUUUUCUAUGCAGUACUUUGCCAGUCGUGUUGACCAGUAGUUAGAAAGGCUUCCUCUGUGUGGCAAGUCAGUCAGAGGAAGUCCGUGUGAUGGAUCGAGCCACAUGACUCCAACACUGAGGCGUUGGGCCCACUCACAAGCAGCCCAUUGUUGUGUGGCAUCUCGGCGAUUGGCGUUCAGGCUGAUCUGACCACUGCACUGGGUUAAAGCACAGCCCAGCACAGUGGCAUUUACUCAUUGGCUCGUGACUGAACUGUUGGUUCUUCUGCAUAUGGCCUCUAGAAGUUAACUCGCUUUCAGGCUCACUUUUCCAUCUUUUAGAUAGUACACAUAGUAUCUAAUGUUGAAAUAGCAAUACUAUGACAAUAUUUUAUUUCAUCAGAAAUGUGUGGGACGCAGUGCAGAAAAUUUAUUAUUUUUUGGAACUUUAUCUAGUGAGAGAUCGGACUGGACAGUCCAUACCAUUAGGUGGUAAUUGAAGGCAGGUUUUUUUUUUUAAAUUAUUUAACAGAAAUUAGAUUUUAUAUAUUUAAUUUUUUUAUAUUGACAUUUGUUGGUGCAUUAAAUCCUCAGCUCCUGAGCUGAAUAUUCUUCUGAUGCAAUAGGAUACAGUAGUGUCUCAAUAAUAUACACAAGUAUAUGUGUCUUAGGUUUCAAUUUUCAAUCGAUUAAACAUUUUCCAUUAAUUAAAACAUGGUUAUGUUUUCUUUUUUUAUAGCUUUCACUAAACUGUCAGUAGCAUAGCUACAGAUCUCCCUGCCCUACAAUCCAGACUUUGCUUCCUUAAUGUAUUUAAUCAAAUCUGAUCAAACAAAAAUAAAGAAAUCAGUGCUACUUCUGUUCCCUCCUUCAAUCUUGAAUAGUACUCAGUAUUUUAUUCCUGGCUUCCUGUUGCUCAUUUCAGGCCCUGCUGUACUCGCGUUUCAUUAAUAUACGUUAUAAAGGAGGAGAUGCCCGGGUUGCGUAACACCUGAGCGGAUUAUACAACAUCAUUAGAAAAGCACCAGAAAGAACGAUUGGUUCCUGGACUGGCUUACUCAUCAGAGCUGUAUCUCGCACGGUCUAGCCUCUGAUCAGAAAACAGUGCAGGCUGGUUUGGCUUGUACUGGAUUGAUUAAACUGUUUAUCUCAGUAGUGACAUGGGUAAUCCUAUGUAGCAUAAUUUUCCACCAUUAUGUCAUCAAGCCCCAAAUCCCAAAUGUUGUAAACCUACUGGGUUACAACAGAGCAGCAAGAGUGACAGCAUUCUGUAGAGGAAACGGUCUGUAAAAACACCUUGUUAGAGGCAAGAGGUGGGACAAGUAUGAAGUCUGCUGAACAGUGAGAACCACACUAAUAAGAAGUAUCAGGAUGAUUGUAGCAGUGACUGCCACAAACAUCAUGAUGGGAUACUACUGGAGCUACACUAUUAGUUAAAUAUUACUCAUGUUUAUUUUGGCUUAGAGUUGAGAUCAUGAGUCUUACAUUUACUGCAUUUGGCAGAAGCCCUUAUCCAGAGUGACUUUCAUUUAUACAACUGAGCAUUUGAGGGUUAAGUGGAAGCUUGGCAGUGUUGGUAUUUGAACUGACGACCUUCUGAUCAGUAGUCCAACGUCUUAACCACUGAGCCUAUAUAUAAUUAUGUAAUACUAUAGCUAGGACAUUUGCGAUAACAAUUUUAAUAAGAUUUUUCUGUGCAGCGCUACACAAAUGAAAACCACUAGUUCAGUAUCUCUAGACAUUGUAGUGCUACAGGUUAACCAUUAUCUCAAUACCCUGUGUAAUAUACAGUUCAGUCAGGACCGAUUAUUUUAGGACCUUCAAUCCAGGCAGUCAUGUUGUUUGGAAUAACCCAGAGCCCUGUUAUGUUUUCUUUUGAGAGUACUCUGAGCUUUACCAGGCCCUUUUGUAAGGCUUCCCAUUGUCUCGCUCUGCUCCAGCCAUGUGCACCUUUCAUUCCACCACUUUGUCUUUGGUGGAAUUUAAAGGAGAAAGCGGAACGACACUGCAUCGUUUUCCACCACCCACCAAUCACAGCGCAGCCCCCUUGUUGCCAAGGAAACUGCACAGUUGGAGGUAGUGCCUUAUGGGUAAAAAUUCCUCCCUCUCUUUCUCUCACUGGAAAGCUAUAGAUUUGUUUGUGCAAGAGCAGCGGCUAUAAAAAGAGACCUUUAGACCCAACGUCGUAUCUCAAUGUCUGAAUGUGAGGUAACAGGUCGAGGUUUCUUCUUCAGUCUAAACUAACAAGGACUCACAAUCUCUGUUCAUCAUGGAGCGUGAAAAGCGCCCAAGCCUUUUGGAGAGAGCCGAUGCUGUGGAGGGAGAAGACGUGGUGAGCUACCCAGUGGAGAGCGGGACUCUCCUCAUGAAAGCCAAGAAGGAGAAGAUGGUGAAAAAGAAGCUGGAACAAAAGAAAGCCUUCAGUCUGGAGGAAGCUCAGCUCGAGAUGGAGCAGCAGAGCAAGUGCCAGAGCAGGCCGGCCCUGCCCAGGUCUCAGACAAUCGGAGGACCUUUGGAAAGGAACGACAGCAUGAACUCAAGAAGUAGCUUCAUGAAGCACAACAAAACUUUCCACAAACUCUUUCCAGACAUCCCUGAGAGCGAAGACUUAUUACACGCCUACAUCUGUGCUCUGCAGAGAGAGGUACCAUACCAUGGUCGUCUCUAUAUCACAGAAAACAACGUGUGCUUUCACUCCUCUGUGCUUCUCAAGGCCACCAAGGUGGUGAUCCCCGUGUCUAAUAUCACUGUGCUGAAGAAGCAGAACACAGCGCUGCUGGUGCCAAACGCUCUGUCCAUCCGCAGCAACCUGGGAGAAAAGUAUUUGUUCGUGUCUCUGCGGAACCGCGAAGGCUGCUACAGGCUGCUGCGCGCUGUUUGCUUACAUCUGGAGGAUGGCAGCCCCAACAGCAGCCCUCUUUUCUCGUCCGCCGAGAACAGCUUCGAUCAGGGCAAACUGGUGAAUUCAAGCCAGUCGAGCCUGACUGAUGCCUGCGAGGAGCUUGAUGGAACAGUUUCUGGACUCUUACUGCAACCUUCUCCUACUAUACUUCACGGAGCCCCAAUCUCGAAUGGAAGUCCUUCAAAUUUAAGAAGUCCUCGCAGAGAUGAUGAGAGUCCGACAGAGGAGCACACAGGGGGCUCAUGGAUCUGGAGUGUGACUGACGGAGCCAGAUCACUGCUCAUCCAGAGAGGAGCCACCAACUUCAACACCCUGCUGCUCAUUUACUUAAUGCUGGUGGUGCUGCUUGUGUUGUCCUCUGGGUAUAUCGGCCUGCGUAUUGUGGCUCUGGAGGAACAGCUGACCACUCUAGGAGCCUUGCCUGAAUUCACCCUACACAGCGGGUACGAUGCACUCAGACCCUGUUCUCUGGGGUAUAAGACACACCUAGGUCUUAUCUCAAAGGUACAAGGACACAUAAACAUGCCGGUGAAAGGAGAGACUUAUUUAUCUGAUGACCGUGAGGAGGAUUGACGGUUUCUGAUGGUGUCUGUCCAUAUUUCAGCAUUUCUCAGACCCCAGUAGAGCCAAAGUGCUGUGAGUAUUAUUCACUCUCAGCAAGAAGAAAACCAAAGCGCUCUGUGACUCCGCAUCCUACCAGGAGUCUUGUGACGUUUUUCCUCCCGACGAACCAAAGACUCUGCUCUGAGCCGGACGGCAGGGCGGCGCUCUAACGACAGCGAAAACAGAAACCAAGCAGUUUCCAAAGAAUGGCUGUCUGCUAGUGUAACCCGUUUACACUUUGUUUCAGGCUUUUCCUCCUUUUCCUCUCAACUUGAUUGAUGAUUGAGGCUCUCAUCCUUUCUGUUCAAGCUCCUCUAGUGAAGAUGAUUUUUCUCUCUUUCGAAUCACCAGGUGGCAGUAUUCUACCUUGCUUUGGCAUGAUUCAGAAAUUCAUGAACAUUUCUUGCUCAGUGGCCUAUCUUUUCCCUUCUCUGUUUUUUUUUCUCUCCGUAAUUUAUGGAUGUAUGCAUCUUCUAUGCACAAAAUCUCCCGAUCAGGUAUUUUUAGCCUCUUUUGUUUGUCUGUCUGUUUUGUACUUUGGUAGAACAAAGUAGUCGAUGGCCGUUUCUAAUCAGAUGAACUGUUAAAAAGAUCUAGAGGCACUGUGCAGCCCAGACGGGAAGUUUUUGAGAUUCACCACACAAAAAGACUCUGAGCGAAACUGCCAAAGAAAAAAAGAGAGAGAGACACAUACUUGUCACAUUUCAAAACCUGACAAACCUUUGACAAGGUCCAAUAUAUGCAUGGUUGGUGUGAGUGUACAUACGAUUGUAGAAUAAGAGACUUGAAGUGAAUCAGUGCACUUUAAUGUGUGUGGAUAGUACACAGGCAUCAAACUGUACAACGAGGAAGUCUGCUAUCAUCAUCCGGAUCUGGAGUAAUAUUCCGGCAUUAUGCUUCAUUCCACCUGCACAUACUUGUGCUUUACUGUGUGUCAGGGUGUCCACAGGUAUACACUUUUACAUUCUAGUUACAAUGUUUCAGACAACUGUUAUAUAUAUAUAGAAAAUAUUAAAACAUUUGCACAUAAGGAACAUACUUGAAUUAUAUGUAUUUUGCGUUAAGAAAAAGACUAAACGUGUUAGUGCGUUUAAAGCUUUAAUAUGCUAUUUUUUUGUUCUCUAUAUUCGGACAGAUGUUUUAAGCGGCAAGAAUGAAAAUUAUUGAAUUUCCAUUUCCCCAAAUCCUAGCCCAAUAGUAGGAAGCUAACACUGACCUUGAUUUAACACACUCGUCUGGUACAAGUGACCCUGGUAUUAUCCAGUAUCAAAUAUUUUCAAAACCGAUUCACAUGAGAAAACUAAGUCAAUCAUGCCCGAUUUGGAAUAGCCUAAGCUCUUGGACAUAUUAGACUUUGGCCUUGGAUUUGUACUAUAAGUAGUCUCAGAUGUGUGGACACUCUGGUGCACUUUGUCUUUCAAUCUCUAGCCACUAAAGGGGGGUAGAUUUGAGCUCAUCUCUGGUUGACAGGUUUACAUUUUACAGUUGACCUGUAAAAUGUUGGCGAGUUCACACCAGCCAGAGCAACUUGAAUAUCAUCAUGCAGAUAUGGUUGUUACGGCGUCAUUUUGUAGACUAGUUUAUCAUAAGCUCGCUACACUGCUUAAUGUCAGCCGUGCAUCCUGUGGAAGUCCACAAGCAAAGGUCAGCCAUCUUGCACACAGAUAACGGUGCGUGUAGCUGAAACGGAGUACAAUGCCGGCUCCAGAUGGUGCUAAAGAGUCUUUUACUCAGGGCUUCUCGCACUCAGCGCCCUGUUUCUUGCAAUCCCUUACAGUGUACAUCUGCGCGUUCGCAGCUCAGCUCAUAAAGAAUUAGCUAAUAAUUUAAGUAAAGUGUGUUAUAGCAUGGAAAGAACAUGUUGACUUCAUCUCUGGGAUUUCCUCUCCAACCUCUCUCAUCUGCUGUUCCUUUAUCAGAGUAGCACAACGCUAACUCCAGUUGUGUUGAUUACUAAUUACAAUGUCUGUGUAACACCAGGAUGGUCUGUUUCUAUUUAUUUAAAAUCUAUCUAUCUAUACCCCCAAUACAAGGUGCAUGUUGAUCAUCCCGCUGGGGUAUUUCAGGCUCCAAUCAGUUCAUUAUGAUUUCCUGACUGGAUCAUUUUAUUUUCAUCUAGUAACAAGGAAAGAAGUGUUGCACAGAGACUAAAGGUAUUGUACUUGACUCACUCUGAGCUCUAAUUCACUUUCAAUAACAACAAUGCAGGAAUUCAAUGAGUGUAUCAUUUCUGUGUGCACUAUUGAAGGGCAUGUAAAUAUUAUUUUGUAUUGAUUUGUCUUUAAACGAGUCCCCACUGAUUUAUUUAUUGCGUUUUCUGUAAGGCAAAGUGAUCUCUGUGAGACCGGCUUUGAUAUUUGAAUAAAUCAAAAGAUAAGUGCA
Messenger RNA from Ictalurus furcatus (blue catfish), 6093 nucleotides. Its product is annotated as GRAM domain-containing protein 2B. The transcript has 12 exons. NCBI's taxonomy places the organism in Eukaryota, Metazoa, Chordata, Actinopteri, Siluriformes, Ictaluridae. Bases 2476 to 3681 code for a protein of 401 amino acids. The record is from RefSeq and is a predicted model, not a curated record.